CUUCACGCCGACGGUCAAUAUUUACGUUACAAAUACUAUGGUUGAGAAGUUCCUUUCUAAAAUUGUAACGAAGAUGAGUUGGCAAAACGAAAGCAUAGGUUGGUUUUGCAUAUUUUCAGGACAAAAGACAGUACAUGUAUAUCUAACUGAACGACCAACUACCGACACAAAUCAAGAUAAACAGAAUGGUACAAGUUUAAAAAAGACACUGAUGAAAUUUGCAGAUGCAUUCGAAGAUGGUGAAUUUCAGUUCAGUAUUCAGGGACACUUGAUACAGCUUGACAAAAUGUUUAUGUGUAAAGACAUUAAUUGUGAGGAAACGUACCUUCACCGUAACGCCACAUACCCAGUAAUACCUAGAAGUCAGGAAGAACAAGAACAUGAAAAGCCAAAACCUAAUUUUGCUAUCAUGGAAUUCGGAUUGUUUGUAGGAAUAAUAGUAGCUAUUUUAUUUGUCCUGUGCUUUGUAAGAUGGCUGUGCAAGGUGUUCAAUAAACAACGUGAUACAAAACAUUCCAACAUGGUAAAAAACAAGGAUAAACAUCGGAGAAAGAUAGUUAAAAACAAAAUCGGGAAAGACACUAUGAAGGUCUCCAUUAUACAUGAGAAAAUCCAAGCUUUUUAUAGGAUAUCAGGUAAACAAGGAGAAAAUAGACCAGGUUUCCUAAAUCUUUUCAAAUCUGAAGUAAAAUACCGCAUUAUGGAAGAAUAGAAAAAAAACAUGACUAAACAAAGUAUUUAUAUUUUAGUUGAUGACGUUAUAAUCUUUAUAUUUAUAUAUGAGUUGAUGAUGUAACAAGAUGCAAAAUGGAACUGAUUACUAGAUAUUUUUCAACUUGAUAGUGUGUGGUACUUUAACUGUGCUGUUUAUGGACAAACUGAAACAGGUAGAAGUUUGAAAUUUAU
Messenger RNA from Mytilus trossulus (common blue mussel), 906 nucleotides. RefSeq lists its product as uncharacterized. The record is from RefSeq and is a predicted model, not a curated record. NCBI's taxonomy places the organism in Eukaryota, Metazoa, Mollusca, Bivalvia, Mytilida, Mytilidae. The transcript is spliced from 2 exons. Bases 38 to 712 code for a protein of 224 amino acids.